Physeter macrocephalus (sperm whale) is the source of this 3329-nucleotide messenger RNA. Its product is annotated as zonadhesin-like. The record is from RefSeq and is a predicted model, not a curated record. Lineage: Eukaryota; Metazoa; Chordata; Mammalia; Artiodactyla; Physeteridae. Gene Ontology annotation, cellular component: extracellular matrix; membrane.
AUGGCUCCUCCAGUCUGGACCCUGCUGGGGGCUGCCUGGGGCCAGGGCCACGUGCCUGCCCCUGCCCGUGGCCCUUUCUUCCCAGUUCUCACCCAGUGGGAUUUUGAGGAUGACUCCAGACCCCUCUGUGAUUGGAGCCAAGUGUCCAAAGAUGACGGGGCCUGGACUCGGGCCAGUGAGCCCUCCCCCACCAGCAGCACCGCGCCCCCCGGCGGGUACCCCAAUGGAGAGGGCUACUACCUGCACACGGACUCCAACACCUUCCGCCCGGGCGGGCUGGCCCGCCUGCGCAGCGCCCCCGUACGGGAGCAAGGCCCCCUCUGCGUGCGCUUCGCCUACUACCUGUUCGGGCUGUCGUGGGGCGCCCAGCUCAAGCUGCUGCUGACCACGGGCCCCAAGGGCAAGCGCCCCAACAUGCUCUGGAAACGCAGGAACACCCAGAGCCCCUCCUGGGUACCCACCGCCGUCACCGUGCCCAUAGGGCGCGUCCUGCCCAGUCGGGCGAGGCCGGAGGCACAUCAGGGCAGCACGGCUUAUCUGGACAUCGCUCUGGAUGCCAUCUCUAUCCGUCGGGGCUCCUGCAAUCGGGUCUGCAUGACGCAAACUAGUUUUGACACUCCAAAUGAUCUCUGUGGCUGGAGCUGGAUCCCGACGGCCUCUGGGGCCAAGUGGGUCCAGAAGAAGGGGUCAACAGGGGUGCUGAACGUGGGGCCUGAGGAUGACUUCUCUAGCCCUGGGAGUGGCUUCUACAUGCUCCUGGACCCCAAGAAUGCAAAACCAAGGCAGAGAUCUGCCCUCCUGAGCCCUCUGAUCCAGCCCUUCCGCUGCCUGAGCCUGUCCUUUCACUACACCCUACAUGGCCAGUCUCCUGGUGCAGCCCUCAUGGUCUAUGCUUCUGUCUUGGGCAGCAUCCGGAAACACACACUCUUUUCAGGACAACCCGGACCCAACGGGCAGCCUGUUUCUGUGAAUUACACAGGCCAGGGACAGAUUCAGUUCACCGCGGUGGGCGUGUUUGAAAAGAUCCCAGAGCCAGUGGUGGCGGUGGAUGCAACCAGCAUUGCUCCCUGCAGGGAGAGCUUUCCUCAGUGUGACUUUGAAGAUGAGGCCCAUCCCUUCUGUGACUGGGUCCAGGCAUUACAAGAUGGCGGACACUGGACCCAGGGAAGUAAAAAUACGCUCAUCCAGGGCACAGGCCCCUUGGGAGUCUCCCUUAAUGGAGAGGGUCACUUUGUCUACCUUGAGGCUGCCAAGUUCUCCCAGGCAGGCCGGUCUUUCAGACUGGCGAGCCGGACCUUCUGUGCCCCGGGUGCGAUCUGUGUGCAGUUUACCUACCACAUGUAUGGCCUCGGAAACGGCACGAAGCUCCGGCUUCUGCUGGGGAGCCCUGCGGACGGUUCCCCAACUUCUCUCUGGGAACGAGUUGGGUCUCAAAGCGCUGACUGGCUGAACGACUCCAUCACCGUCCCUUCGGGACGUCAACAGCCCAUGCGGCCGAUGUUUGAGGCCGAGAGGGGCGCCAGCACUGCCUUCGUUGCUGCUCUGGGUUUCGUCUUGAUCAGUCACGGGACCUGUCAAGGACCUGCAUCAGUAGCGCCUCCUUCCAAACCUCCCGUUACCCGCACCGGCCCUCCUGAAACCCCUGUCUGCACGGUCCCCACUGAAAGGCCCACAGUUCCCACGACACCCCAGCCCAGCCCAACUCUUGUACCCACCUGGCCAACAGUUUUUGUGAUGCCAAGUACCUCCAUGACCACUGUGACCCCGGCCACCACUGCAACCCCGAGACCUGCCCCAGGGAGCUGCCCGCCGAACGCCCACUAUGAGCUCUGCGCCUGUCCAGAGUCCUGCCAGAGCCCCACGCCCAACUGUGGGCUCCUUUGCAGGCCCGGCUGUGUCUGCGAUCCUGGCCUUCUGUUCGGCGACUCCCGCUGCAUCAAUGCCUCUUCCUGCAAUUGUUUCUACUUCGACAGUUACCAUAAGCCAGGGACAGGGGGGUUCAGCCCCAACUGCACAGAACGUUCCUGCCAGCCUGGCAGUCGGACGGAGCGCCAGCCCUAUACGUGCGGGACACAUACAGUGUGCCAGCUGAAGAAUGGCCAGUACGGAUGCCACCCCUAUGGCGCUGCCACCUGCUUCAUCUACGGAGACCCUCAUUACUUCACCUUCGACGGGAGGCACUUUAACUUCAUGGGCAAGUGCACCUACAUCCUGGCCCAACCCUGUGGCAACUCGACAGAGCCAUUCUUCAGGCUGACGGUGAAGAAUGAGGAGCGAGGACAGGAGGGCGUGUCCUGCCUCAGCAAGGUCCACGCGACUCUGCCCGAAACCACCCUCGCCCUGCUCAAGGGCAGACCCAUGCUGCUGAGUCUGUUCUCCACUCAGCCCUGCAGGGCUGCCGGCCUCGGCUGUGGCCUUGUCCCGCCCACCUCCUCCGGCCUCCCAACCCUCCAGAGCAUUCCACGUGGAGCAGAAGAGGUUGGGGGUCAGCGAGUCACCCUCCCAGCCAUACCUUCUAAAGGCAGCUUCCUGACUCCAGGUGGGCGAUUUGUGCAGCUGCAGACGGCAUUCGGUCUGCGGGUGAGAUGGAAUGGUGACCAGCAGCUGUCUGUGAGCGUGCCCGGCACCUACUCCAGCACACUCUGCGGUUUCUGUGGCAACUAUGAUGGCGGCAGUGGCAACGACAACCGGAAGCCUGAUGGCAGACCAGCGCGAGAUGAGACGGAGCUGGGUAGCAGCUGGCAGGCCUCGGAGGAUGAGGACCAGGAGUGCCAGGAGAACCAGGCAUCUCCCCCAUCUUGCGACACUGCCUUGCAGAACACUGUGUCGGGGCCAGAGUUCUGUGGACGGCUCACGGUCGCUCACGGAGCUUUUGAGUCCUGCCUGCCUCACCUCAGGGCCUCUUCCUCCUUUGACAGCUGCAUGUUUGACAUGUGUAAUUUCCAGGGGCUGCAGCAGAUGCUGUGUGCCCACAUGUCGGCCUCGACUGAGACCUGCCAGGAUGCCGGCUGCGUGGUGAAGCCCUGGAGAGGACCCCAGUUCUGCCGACAGGGAAAUCUGCAGAGUCAGAACCACGCGCUGAGAAAAUCACACGGUCACCCGCAAACUCGGAAAGCCUUCCCAGGGUUUGCUCCCAGCUGUGGAUUUUCCGGGCAACAUUUUCAGCCUGGAUCCAGCUUGGUUUUGUUACCUCUGAUUUGGGCCCUGACUACACUUUGACCUCUCUUUGCUCUAUUAAAGUCUUAAUUAAAGCUCUUUGGGGAGAAAAAAAAAAAACAAAAAAAGAAAGAAAGCUUUCCCAGCUACGUGAAGGUACGGGUAAUGCAGAG